Neofelis nebulosa (Clouded leopard) is the source of this 2104-nucleotide messenger RNA. It is a transcript of the gene CHST11, whose product is annotated as carbohydrate sulfotransferase 11. Bases 677 to 1795 code for a protein of 372 amino acids. Gene Ontology annotation, biological process: proteoglycan biosynthetic process; carbohydrate biosynthetic process. The record is from RefSeq and is a predicted model, not a curated record. The transcript has 4 exons. Lineage: Eukaryota; Metazoa; Chordata; Mammalia; Carnivora; Felidae. Gene Ontology annotation, molecular function: sulfotransferase activity. Gene Ontology annotation, cellular component: membrane.
GAAAAAUGUGAAUGAGGUGGAGAGGGUCUCUACCCCCGUGCCCACGCCUGGCAUAUCAUACGUAGGUGCUUGAGAAAAGUGUGUUGGAUGAAUGGAGUGUACUAAUAACUGUUAGUUAAUAGUCUGGCCCUCAUAUCACAUCACCGCAAUGACUCCUGUAACACCAGAUUACAUUUUAGAUCGCCUGUCCUAGAAGUGGCCAGCCAACCCAGUCUUGGGCCAGGUCAGGAGGAAACUUGGCACUUGACCAUCAGCCCAGCAUGGCAGCAGCUGAGAGCAUGGGCUGCCUGUGUCAGAAGCCAGUCUUCACCUCUUCCUAGUCACAAGACCUGGGCAAGUUACCUACCCCUGCCUCAGUUACUCCUACCCAUAAAAUGGGGACAGCGGUGGUACCCACCCUGUGAGACUUCUGUGCAGAUUUAUGUGUGAACUGCUCGGCACACCGUGAGGGUUCUCCAAACUGUGGCUGCCACUAUCUGUGAGUGUCAGUCGCUCAGCCUUCUCUGAUGCCACUUUUCCUAAGACACACGUGGGAUAAACAUACUUACCACUUGUUUGCCUAAUUGCCAACCCUUCCUUUGUGUCCCAGGCACGCAGUAGGUCCCCAUUGCUAUCAUUUGGAUGUGAAGAGCCUAGCAGUCAGGUUUGAGUCUUGGCAGGGCAACUUUCCGCCUCCAUGGUCUUGACCUUGGUCAAGUUGCUGAAGUCAAGAGAGGCUCAGAGAGUCAUGCGGAGGAACCCCUUUGGUGUGGACAUCUGCUGCCGUAAGGGGUCUCGAAGCCCCCUGCAGGAGCUCUACAACCCAACCCAGCCCGUUCCGGGAAAAGCGCUUCAGAGCCUCCGCACCGAGGCGGCUCCCUGUCGUUUGUUGCAAAGGCCCUGUGUCCGUGCUCAGCACUCAGCCUCACGGAGAUCACAUGCCCUCGUGCUCCAUUGGCAGCUGGAGCUCUCGAACACCGCCGUCCUGCACCAGAUGAGGCGGGACCAGGUCACAGACACCUGCCGGGCCAACAGCGCCGUGAGCCGCAAGCGGCGGGUGCUGACCCCCAACGACCUGAAGCACCUGGUGGUGGACGAGGACCACGAACUCAUCUACUGCUACGUGCCCAAGGUGGCGUGCACCAACUGGAAGCGGCUCAUGAUGGUGCUGAGCGGCCGGGGCAAGUACAGCGACCCCAUGGAGAUCCCGGCCAACGAGGCUCACGUGGCGGCCAACCUCAAGACCCUGAACCAGUACAGCAUCCCCGAGAUCAACCACCGCUUGAAAAGCUACAUGAAGUUCCUGUUCGUGCGGGAGCCCUUCGAGCGGCUGGUGUCGGCCUACCGGAACAAGUUCACGCAGAAGUACAACACGUCCUUCCACAAGCGCUACGGCACCAAGAUCAUCCGGCGCCAGCGGAAGAACGCCACCCAGGAGGCGCUGCGCAGGGGCGAUGACGUCAGGUUCGAGGAGUUCGUGGCCUAUCUCAUCGACCCGCACACGCAGCGCGAGGAGCCCUUCAACGAGCACUGGCAGACCGUGCACUCGCUGUGCCACCCGUGCCACAUCCGCUACGACCUCGUGGGCAAGUACGAGACGCUGGAGGAGGAUUCCAACUACGUGCUGCGGCUGGCGGGGGUGGGCAGCUACCUCAAGUUCCCCACCUACGCCAAGUCUACGAGAACUACUGACGAAAUGACCACGGAGUUCUUCCAGAACAUCAGCUCCGAGCACCAAACGCAGCUGUACGAAGUCUACAAACUCGAUUUUUUAAUGUUCAAUUACUCAGUGCCAAGCUACCUGAAAUUGGAAUAAAGGGGGUGGGAGAGGGAGAGAGUCGUGCUUUUUAAUUUAAGAUUUUUAUUUGUCAAAAGAAUUAUAUGGAUAUUGGGUUAUUUUGUAAAUUAAUAUUUCUUUGGGAAUGAUGCUGCGAGCAGCAUGGUGAGAAUUAUUUAAAAUCCUUAGUAGGGAAGGACGGCUGUCUUUGCAGGGGGAUGGGAUGGGUGUCCUUGGUUUUAGACGGGAAUACUGCAACGCUGUCUCAAAGGUUUCCUUGUGCUCUGGUGAAUUCCAUGAAUUGUGCAUCCCGUAAAUUCUAAUUAAUAUUAUUUAUCGUUAUUUAAA